AAAUUGAGUGUCGAGCUGCAAAACCUCAAUUGGCAGAUUAUCAUCAUUUAAGAGCCACCGGAUGCCGGAAACGGGGAGUCCCUGAGCGCCCGGAGCUGGAGACACUCUCGGCUUCAGCCUUGGACAUCUUUCGAGGAAGUGAGAAAGUUGGCACGGUCACCCAGGACUUCGCAGGACCCGGUCACUCAGUGACAGAUGGACAAUGCAAGAAUGAGCUCCUUCCUGGAAUACCCCAUCCUCAGCGGUGGCGACUCGGGGACCUGCUCAGCGCGAGCCUACCCCUCCGACCACGGAAUUACAACUUUCCAGUCGUGCGCGGUCAGUGCCAACAGCUGUGGCAGCGACGACCGCUUCCUAGUGGGCAGGGGUGUGCAGAUCAGCCCGCCCCACCACCACCACCACCAUCACCACCCCCAGCCGACCACCUAUCAGACUUCUGGGAACCUGGGAGUGUCCUACUCCCACUCGAGUUGUGGUCCAAGCUACAGCGCGCAGAACUUCGGCGCGCCUUACAGCCCCUACGCGUUAAAUCAGGAAGCAGAAGUAAGUGGUGGGUACCCCUCGUGCGCUCCCGCUGUUUACUCUGGAAACCUCUCAUCUCCCAUGGUCCAGCAUCACCACCACCACCAGGGUUAUGCCGGGGGCGCGGUGGGCUCGCCUCAGUACAUUCACCACUCAUAUGGACAAGAGCACCAGAGCCUGGCCCUGGCCACGUAUAAUAACUCCUUGUCCCCUCUCCACGCCAGCCACCAAGAAGCCUGUCGCUCCCCUCCAUCAGAGACCUCUUCUCCAGCACAGACCUUUGACUGGAUGAAAGUGAAAAGAAACCCUCCCAAAACAGGGAAAAUUGGAGAGUAUGGCUACGUGGGUCAGCCCAAUGCGGUGCGCACCAACUUCACCACCAAGCAGCUCACGGAGCUGGAGAAGGAGUUUCACUUCAACAAGUACUUGACACGCGCCCGCAGGGUGGAAAUUGCUGCGUCCCUGCAGCUCAAUGAGACCCAGGUGAAGAUCUGGUUCCAGAACCGCCGAAUGAAGCAGAAGAAACGGGAGAAGGAGGGUCUCUUGCCCAUUUCUCCAGCCACUCCGACGGGAAGCGAGGAGAAGGCUGAAGAAUCCUCAGAGAAGUCCAGCUCCUCGCCCUGCGUUCCUUCCCCGGGUUCUUCUACCUCAGACACUCUACCUACCUCCCACUGAGGCUGCCCCAGCCCCACUCAGCAGCCUGGGCUACUCCUCAGGCUGGGACUUCUUACCCAAAGCACAUUAGCUUAUCUUCCUUUCCAUUUACAAUCUCUCUCUUCCUUUCUGAUCCUAUCUGGGGAACUCCUGGCUGGGGAUAAUGUGUUUCCAGAGAAUUCUGGAUGAGAGACUUGAUGGGGGGGGGGGAGGGGUGUUAGCUCCCUAAGGCAGCUGGAGUGCCAGCAUCAAUUUUCUGAUGGCCCCUAACACCCCUACUUUUAGGAGAUUUCGAUUGAACCUACUGCUCCUUUCAGAUGCUCUUUGGAAAAUGGUCUCCUUUGCCAGCAGAAAUAUAUCAGAGGAAGGCCUCUCAUCCUUUAUCUAUCUGUAUAUUUACAGUUCUCUCCUACUUUGCCCUGAAAGUAGGCUGGAGAGAGAGAAGAGAGUCCAAGAGCUCAUGAAGAAGAGGUUCUCUAUGAGCGUGUUUACACAAUUAAUUCAUCCCUUAAUUUAAUUUAAUUCCAUGUGCGUGAGUUUGCUGGUUGUAAAUACUUUGUCCUGAAAGAUUUAUCUUUAUACAGAUUUUCUAGAAAUGUUUAGAUUAAAACAGGGUGGGCAAACUCUCAAAGCUGGUACAACUUUGUAUGUGAUUAUAGGUUAAAGAAUAAAAGUUCUCACUUAAAAUCAAUCAGAUGCCUCAGAGGGUAGCCUCAGUUUGUUCUUUCAGUGAGUUAAGAAGGCCUGCAGAAUACAAGGGUCAGAAACCUUGCUUCCUGGGCUAAAUCUCUCCCCAUCC
Messenger RNA from Dama dama (fallow deer), 1975 nucleotides. It is a transcript of the gene HOXA1, whose product is annotated as homeobox A1. The transcript is spliced from 4 exons. Gene Ontology annotation, molecular function: RNA polymerase II cis-regulatory region sequence-specific DNA binding; DNA-binding transcription factor activity, RNA polymerase II-specific. Lineage: Eukaryota; Metazoa; Chordata; Mammalia; Artiodactyla; Cervidae. The coding region runs from base 196 to 1197 and encodes 333 amino acids. Gene Ontology annotation, cellular component: nucleus. Gene Ontology annotation, biological process: regulation of transcription by RNA polymerase II. The record is from RefSeq and is a predicted model, not a curated record.